AUGAAGCAAGCUCUGUAUGCAUGGAAUACUAGAAUUGAUCAGUAUUUUCAUGACAAUGGUUUUGAAAAAUGCACAUAUGAGCACGCACUAUAUUUGAAGAAAGAAGCUGAUGGAAGCAUGUUGCUUGCUUGUCUUUAUGUUGAUGAUUUAAUUUUCAUCGGAAACAAUCCAGCCAUGUUCAAAGACUUUAAAAGAAGCAUGGUCCAAGAAUUUGAAAUGACAGCUAUUGGAUUGAUGGCUCAUUUUCUCGGCAUUGAAGUGGCACAAAGAAAAGAUGGAAUUUUUAUUUCCCAAAGUGGUUAUGCCAAGGAAAUUCUCAAGAGAUAUGGAAUAGAAAAUUGCAAUCCAGUGAACACUCCUGUAGACAGUGGAGUGGAGCUCAGAAAAUGUACGAAGGCAGUUGAUGUGGAUCCAACUUAUUUCAAGAGCCUAGUUGGAAGUCUUCGCUAUCUUACUUGCACCAGGCCAGGCAUACUCUAUGGAGUAGGACUGAUUAACAGAUAUAUGGAAACACCAGAUCAGUUACACCUUUAUGCAGCAAAGAGGAUUCUUCGCUACAUCAAACGUACAGUCGAUGAUGGUUUAUUCUAUAAACCAACUAAUAAUUUCAAACUUGUUGGCUACUCAGAUAGCGACUGGGGAUGUAAAUUGGAUGAACGGAAAAGAACUACGGGAUUUACUUUCUUUGUGGGAGAUACAGCCUUCACAUGGUCGUUCAAGAAGCAAGCCAUUGUGACAUUAUCGACUUGCGAAGCUAAAUAUGUUGCAGCCAACUCAGUUGUGUGCCAUGCAAUAUGGUUACGGAAUAUGCUGAAGCAUUUGGGAUUUCCACAAGAAAAACCCACUGAGAUCUAUGUUGAUAAUCACUCAGCAAUUGCAUUGGCAAAUAACCCAGUUUAUCAUGAAAAAAGUAAGCAUAUUGACACCCACUAUCAUUUCAUCUGA
Messenger RNA from Camellia sinensis, 945 nucleotides. The record is from RefSeq and is a predicted model, not a curated record. Lineage: Eukaryota; Viridiplantae; Streptophyta; Magnoliopsida; Ericales; Theaceae.